GGUCAGGAGUGUACCUGUGGAGGACAUCAAAGGAUCAAGCAGCACUCAAGCACUUCCGUGGACCUCAAUAAUACCGCAAGCCGACCAGGCCACGGAGUUCAAACUCUUCUCCUGCGUGUAUUGUCCAUAUCGUGCUACCCAGAAGGGAAACCUGCAAAGACACAUGCGAAGUCAUACAGGAGAGAAACCUUACUCCUGUCAUUUGUGCUCAUAUUCAGCAACUCAGAAAUUGCACUUAGAUAAUCAUAUUCGUACUCAUACUGGAGAGAAACCAUUUUCAUGCCCAGAGUGUAAUUUUUGCACAAAUCAGGAAUCAAAUCUGAGGAGACAUAUUGUUUGUACACAUUCCAAGGAUACACCAUACACCUGCAAAUAUUGCUCUUAUCAGAGCAAGAGCUGGGGAUAUCUCAGGAAACAUACUUCUAGAGCCCAUAAAAAAGAGAAAGAGGAAAAUAAUUAGUUAUUAAUAUUAAUAUUUUUAAAAAGUCAAUUAGGCUCACAAGUUAAGAGAAUGCAAGAGUAACAAAAGCUUAUCAAGAGCUUUUCAACCUGAAAUCACUGUUGACCUAAAGUUGAGUAUCGGUUUUCUC
This is a messenger RNA of Penaeus vannamei (Pacific white shrimp), 590 nucleotides long. The record is from RefSeq and is a predicted model, not a curated record. Lineage: Eukaryota; Metazoa; Arthropoda; Malacostraca; Decapoda; Penaeidae.